AGCUUUUACGCUCCGCUUGCGCUGAUUUGGGAUUCACGAAAGCAGCUACGCUGAACGCGCUCUCGGCGUGUAGCGGUAACAUUAGCUAUUCGACGCAAUGGUAGCUUACUGGCACUAUGCAAGCUUGGAAAUCGUUUGAACCUCUGUUUCUGAGGACCCAGGUUUGAAUCACCAUCAAGGUUAAAUAAGAUGGCGCACUUGGACCUGGGAAGCGUAGUGCUUCGGCGGAUGAGAGAGGAGGAUAUUGAGGCUGUAAAGGCUCUUAUCAAGCAAGGAUGCGAAGGGAUGGAGAACCGCCUCAUCCUGCACCUCCUUACUAGACCACUGGCGGUUCUCUUGCUCGCAACAGUCUCCUCUGUGCUUCGCUUUGUAGUGCACUCCUUUAUGCUAGCUCUGUUUAUCCCAGUUUUCCUUCUCAUUGUAUACCUCAAGCUGACCAUCCCACGGUCCAUGGGCAUCCUGGGAUCCAGCAGACCCUACUGGGACUACCUGGGCAGCAGCUACCAGGCUAGGUCAGAGCCAGACCUUCACAACCCACAUGCAGCCAAAGCCAAGCUUGUCACUGACCAGGAAAAAGCCAAACGUCGCAAGAAAGCCAAAGAAAAGUAUAAGAGCAAAGAGGCAGAGAAAGGGAAGGAUGAAGACAGAGAAAAGGUGGAUGAAGAUGAUCUAAAGGAAAGGGCACGUGUCGCAGGGGAAGUUUGGGUCGCAGAGAACGAUGGCGAGGUGCUGGGCUGUGUUGCGCGUGAUGGUUGGAGCCGCCAUGGUGUGUUCCGGAUCUGUAGGCUGGUAGUGCAGAGCUGGUACCGUAGAGAAGGGCUGGGCAGGCUGCUAGUCCAGAGCCUGGAGUCCAGAGCCAAGCACAGCGGAGUGUGCCGGGUCUAUGCUCAUGUGCCCUUCCCUUCCAAAGUAGGAGAGGCUUUCUUCAGAAAACUGGGCUACCGGCUCCAGGGAGAGACUUCUGGGGUGGAAGGUGAAGAGGAGGAGGAUUACGAGGAGCCAGGAAAAGGCUGGUUAGGCUUUCCAGUGACAAAGGUGUUUGUUAAAGACUUAGGGGUAUGAGUAGGCACAUUUUUUUUUGUAACUACAUCUGUACUUGAAAUCAUGCAAUUGUUACAUAAUUUGUGACUGACGUAGUUUCCAGAAUUUCUGUAAAAUCAAAACACAGUGAAAACCCACAACCUCUUCAUUUAAAAUUACAAUAUUUAUUUAUAUUGUUUAUUUAUUGUAUUGUUGUUUUUUGCUUAUUUUUUUCCUUUCACUCUAUUAAAUUUAUUUGAAAAAUUCA
Messenger RNA from Hemibagrus wyckioides, 1288 nucleotides. RefSeq names its product N-acetyltransferase 14 (GCN5-related, putative) (gene nat14). Gene Ontology annotation, molecular function: N-acetyltransferase activity. The record is from RefSeq and is a predicted model, not a curated record. The transcript has 3 exons. The coding region runs from base 190 to 1062 and encodes 290 amino acids. NCBI's taxonomy places the organism in Eukaryota, Metazoa, Chordata, Actinopteri, Siluriformes, Bagridae.